UGUGUAUGGAGCUCAGUGGCUCGCCGCCUGCCGACGCAAGCAGACGUCACGCUCGCCGCCGCGCCGCCCCUCGCGAGCUCGAACACGAUCCCGACCACGAUCAUCCACACAAUACCUUCCAGAUAGUCAUUUGUGUAUUACUUUCAUCUAAUUUCAACAAUUUAUGUUUCAUUUUGUGUUCAAAUGUGAGUUUUCGUUUCUUUUCCUGACAUUCCCAAAAUUUUCAUCAUUUGGUAGAUUUCGUGAAAAGCAUCAUCCGGAUGCGUCUAUUGUGAUUAAAAUGUAUCGUUCCAUUCAUGCAAGUCGAGCUUGACACGACAUUCACAGCGGUCAGACAGGAACGAUGCUGACAUUCCGCGAAGUAGAGUCAUGAGGAUCAUCGGUAUGAUUCUGAAAAUGGGGGGAAAGUCGCCGCCGGGCGCUAAGGUGGCCCCGGAGAAUACAAAGAAGGAAGAGAAGAAAGAGGCAAAGAACACAGAGAAAGAGAAGUGGGAGAGAUGCGAGGAUAGAUGCCCGGGGGAUCCCUGGGUGUACUGUGCAGUGUUGUGGUGUGCAUGUGCCAUGAGCCUGGUGUCGAGCGGGUACAGCGUAUACAAGCAGCAGGGGUUGUCGGAACGGCUGGCGCUGCUGGAGGAGCAGCAUCGCGCACUGCGCAGCGCUGUGCUGGAGCCGCAGCAGCCGCUCGUGGAGCGCCUCCGCCGCGAGGUGCUGGCCAGACCACCCGCGCCGCACUGGCGCGCCGCACGCAGCAUCCGCGACUACGGUGACUGCGGUUGUCCACCAGGUCCGCCAGGGCCGCCGGGCAAGCGCGGCAAGAAGGGGAAGAAGGGGGAGACAGGCGAGCCGGGGCCUCCGGGCUUGACGGGAGCGCCGGGCAAAAAUGGAUUUCCGGGGAGCAAGGGCGAGAAGGGCGAGCGCGGGUUUAUGGGGCCGAUCGGACUGGAUGGACCUAAGGGAGAUCCGGGGCGGCCGGGGGACAAGGGGCAGAAGGGCGAGCACGGCAGUCCUGGCUUUGACGUCUUCUCCGCAGUCAAGGGCGUGAAAAGAUCAGUGGACAACUUCAAAGUCAGUCCAUACACCACCGCCGAGAUCAUAGCAGUGAAGGGCCUGCAGGCCGCCGGACACAACAUCUCCGCGCAGACCAUCAUACAGCUCAAGGGCGAGCCAGGAGAGCCAGGACCGCCGGGCCCGCCGGGCCCCGCCGGCGGGGAGGGCUUGCCAGGACAUGACGGACGCGCGGGGCCGCCCGGCCCACCCGGGGCCCCCGGCGAACCGGGGCCACCCGGACCCGCCGGCCCGCAGGGGCCUCCCGGGGCCAUGGGACCGCAUGGACAUAAAGGCGACCGAGGCGACAAGGGCGAGCGCGGGUUCACGACGACGCUGAAGGGUGACGCCUUCCCCACCGGCAUCAUCGAGGGCCCGCCCGGCCCGCCCGGACCGCCCGGCAAGACAGGCGAGCUGGGUCCGCGUGGGCCGGCCGGCCUCGACGGCCUCAACGGCUCCCCCGGCGUCCAGGGCCCGCCAGGACGACCAGGCGAGAUGGGUCCGAAGGGCGAGAAGGGCGACUACGGCGACAUGGGCUCGCCCGGCAUGCUGGGCGCGCCCGGCCUGCCCGGCCCGCCCGGGUACCCCGGCCUCAAGGGGGACAAGGGCGACAAGGGAGACUCGAAGUAUAGGAAGCUGAGGAGACGACAAAACUUGCAGGGCGACGGCACCGGCUACGAGCUGUACGGACAUGAAAUAGUGAUGGGUCCCCCGGGUGCGCCAGGGCCAGCGGGCCCCCCCGGCGUGGCCGGCCCACCCGGCAUCAAGGGCGACAAAGGCGAGCCCGGCACGCGCGGCAAACCGGGCGAACGAGGCGAGAAAGGAGACGCAGGGCCGAUGGGACUGCCGGGCCCCGCCGGCGCGCCGGGAGACUCCGGGCCCCGGGGGCCGCCCGGACUCGACGGCAUGAAGGGCGCGCAGGGCGAGCCGGGGGCGAAGGGCGAGCGCGGCGACCCCGGACUGCCGGGAACUGACGGAAUUCCUGGACAAGAGGGUCCAAAAGGCGAUAAGGGAUAUAAAGGAGAACCAGGGCCGGCCGGCAAGCGGGGCCGCAAGGGGGACAAGGGGGACAAAGGGGAGCAGGGCGUGCCCGGGCUCGACGCGCCGUGCCCGCUGGGGCCCGACGGCCUGCCGCUGCCCGGCUGCGGAUGGAGACCCAACAAGGAGGCGAUGUUCGAGUGGGUGCGCCGGCGGCUCGACAUGGAUAACGACGUGCGGGACUGACCUGGAUUGCGCCCGCUCGGACAAUCAAUACUCACGACUAUAAAUCUCAACUUCCGGAACAUGUUGCGACUUCCUUUUUUAAAAAAACAAUACAAAAUAUAACGGAUGAUAUCUGUCACGUCUGUUAGACAAACAAUUCCUUCUAAAUAUUGUUGUAUGUUGUAUUUCUGUAAAAUGUUGUAUUUGAAAAUUUCAUGCUUCUGGACGAAUCGGUAUGUUGUGAAUACAUACUUGUUAGUAUUCUAAUGUGACAUGAGAGCUUUUGUGUAUGAUAAAAAAUGCCUUAUAGGUACCUACAUAGUGCACAUGUAGUAACGCACGAAGGGUGUUUAGUGACAUUGAUGGUGAUUAAAGUGUGCACACGCUUGUACAAUACAUAGCACCUGAUAAAUAAUAAAAGACAAGUUCGUCAGUGUACAGUUGUGGCCUAGAUCAUACUAACAGUUAGGGAGCUGUACAUUAGGUGUAGGUAUUAUAAUUUAGAUUAGAUUGUUUCAUACUUGUUGUUCAGAAUUACAAUAAAUAAUAGCUUUACUUUAGGUACUAAUUUUGUAUUUCUUUUGUAAAUUUUUGUUUUCCUGAAGUAGUAAAGUGUAUGAAAGUGUUAGUAUAUUUUUAUGGCGAGUGUGUAGGGGUGUGUUGUUUAAAUUAUGCAUAAACUGAAUACACCAUUCCGUUCUGGGAAUAAUACCUAACUGUGUCGAUGAAGAACGUAUAUUGUAUAUAUGUAUAGAUAUUAUAAAGACCAUGAUAAGUAACUAUUUAUUAACUUACGAACAAGUUAGAGAUAAAAGAGGUGAACCUGUUAGCGGGUCGCAUCUGUUACAAGUUUAUUUUGUAUAAUUGAGCGUCGCGUGACGUCAGAGGGAAGGCCUAACAGGAGUGGUGUCGCGAGGCGCACCGGCGGCCGUUCUAGUAUUCUAGUAUCUAUAUUAUAAUCUUUCGAUAUAGUAUCUAUAUCGAAAGAGGAUUCAGCGGGUACUUUUUCAUAGACAAAAUUCCAUCGACGAGUGCAUGUUAAUAAGACAAGUUGGUUUAGAAAAUUACAUUAUGACCAGGUACCUUAGUAAACGAAAAAUGUAAUAUUAUUCCUGUGUACGUACGGAGGGACGCUCGCGCUUCUGACGUCACGUCGGCUAUGCGAUCUUAUCUGAAUAAGUACAUUAUCUGUAAUGGCGACCUGAUGAGUCAUCAUUUGUGUGUGCUGUAUAUAUUUUUGUAGAUAUUACUGAGAGGUAUGUAAUAAUACUUUUAUGGUUUAUGUAAAAAAGAAAUUGAAAUACAAUUAUAAUCCAUUGUUUUA
Pectinophora gossypiella (pink bollworm) is the source of this 3571-nucleotide messenger RNA. Its product is annotated as collagen alpha chain CG42342. The transcript has 23 exons. Bases 370 to 2268 code for a protein of 632 amino acids. Lineage: Eukaryota; Metazoa; Arthropoda; Insecta; Lepidoptera; Gelechiidae. The record is from RefSeq and is a predicted model, not a curated record.